CAUAAGUAUUGGAUCUUGGAAUUGAAUUAUAAAAGUCAUUAACUCAUCCUACUAUUCGUCGUCUCUUCACUUCCAACAAAACAUGAACACUUAGCAGCCACAGAGUCCAAAAUCUACUCAAUUACACAACAAUUACUGAUGGUGAUGAUUAAUACAGAAACCAGAUCUGUGCCUAAUCAUGUUACGAGGUUAUGCAGACAUCAUCAAUACUAUAAAAUGAACAUUAAUUUUCAAAUGAAACAACCUCAAAUGAUUGGAUCUAUAGAGCAAACAUUGUCUUCAUCCUCUCUCACUCUCAUCUUAAGUGGAGUAAAAUGCUCAUGGACGACGAUACUAUAACUAGCAAUGGCACCGGAGAGCCAAGAAAACCUGGGGGUAAAAACAGAGCAAUGGCAGUUUGUUUCAUUCUUGGACUUGGUUCUCUAGUUUCAUGGAACAGUAUUUUAACCAUAGGAGAUUACUAUUACCAAUUGUUCCCAAAAUAUCAUCCUUCAAGAGUACUUACCUUGGUUUAUCAACCAUUUGCAAUUGGAACAUUGAUAGUAAUGACACACUAUGAGUCCAAGAUCAAUACUCGACUCCGGAACGUGGUUGGAUUCAUACUCUUCUUUGUCGCCACUUUCUUGAUUCUCAUCUUGGAUCUUGCAACAUCAGGCAAAGGUGGAAUUGGACCUUAUCUUGUUAUAUGUUUUCUAUCGGCUUGUUUCGGAGUUGCUGAUGCUUUUGUCGAAGGUGGUAUGGUUGGAGAUCUCUAUUUUAUGUGUCCGGAGUUCGUGCAGUCUUACCUUGCUGGUUUGGCAGCAUCAGGUGCUCUAAUUUCAUUACUCCGAGUGCUAACUAAGCUAGCUUUCGAAAAAUCUAGCAAUGGACUUCGCAAAGGAGCGAUACUAUUCUUUGCGAUCUCAACAUUAAUCGAGUUUCUAUGUAUUUUUCUCUAUGCAAUCUACUUCACCAAAUUACCUAUAGUUAAAUAUUAUCGCGCGAAAGCGGCCUCAGAGGGAUCGAAAACUGUUGCAGCCGACUUAGCAGCUGCAGGCAUUAAAACAAAGACUAAUGAUCAAGCCGAACACGACGAUAAACAAGUGGACCGGCUUAGCAACAAACAACUAUUUCUCGCAAACAUUGAUUAUGCAGCUGAUUUGUUUCUCAUAUACGUCAUAACACUAUCGAUCUUCCCCGGAUUUUUAUACGAAAACACUGGAGAACAUCAAUUAGGCACAUGGUAUCCAAUUGUUUUGAUUGUUAUGUAUAAUGUAUUGGAUUUGAUAGCAAGAUACAUUCCACUUGUGCAAUGGUUGAAGUUAGAAUCAAGAAAGGGUUUACUAAUAGCAAUCCUUUCGAGAUUCUUGUUGAUUCCGGCAUUUUAUUUCACCGCAAAAUAUGGCGAUCAAGGAUGGAUGAUAUUUCUCACCUCAUUCUUAGGACUCACAAACGGUUAUUUAACCGUUUGUGUUUUCACACUUGCACCAAGAGGUUACAAGGCUCCUGAGCAAAAUGCUUUGGGGAAUAUGCUGGUGAUUUGUCUUUUAUGUGGAAUAUUUGCUGGUGGUACUCUUGGCUGGUUGUGGAUCAUAGGCAAAGAUUCUUUCUAAACAAAAUGUUUAAAUUACAGUUUUUUUUAUUGAUUUAGAUUUAAUUAGUAUGAACUUUCUCUGUAAAGUUUUUUUAUGGUAUUAAAAAAAUCAUUAUUGUUAGAUUAUUAUUAA
Molecule: messenger RNA, 1706 nt
Organism: Lathyrus oleraceus (garden pea)
Lineage: Eukaryota; Viridiplantae; Streptophyta; Magnoliopsida; Fabales; Fabaceae
Product: equilibrative nucleotide transporter 3
Exons: 9
Coding region: 315-1592 (425 amino acids)
Biological process (GO): nucleoside transmembrane transport
Cellular component (GO): plasma membrane
Molecular function (GO): nucleoside transmembrane transporter activity
Source: RefSeq, a predicted model, not a curated record